GACCCCUCCAAAAAAUCCCCAAUUCUGAAAAACAGUGUUCACAUUUCUCUCUCUCUCUCUUUUUCUCUCUCCUCAUUGCCCAAUCAAACCCUAACUCGGCGACCAUGACCUGAGCUGAGCUGAACUCGUUCACCACACAAUCGAAAUCAUCAGAAACACGAAACCCGCUCAGCGAAAACCAUGGCAGCGUCGCAGUCCGAUCUGGAGCGACAGAUCGAGCAGUUAAUGGAGUGCAAGCCUCUGCCAGAAGCAGAGGUGAAAGCACUGUGCGAGCAAGCGAGGUCGAUUUUAAUGGAGGAAUGGAACGUACAGCCGGUGAAGUGUCCCGUCACCGUGUGCGGCGAUAUCCACGGCCAGUUCUACGACCUCCUCGAGCUCUUUCGGAUCGGCGGCAAUGCUCCUGAUACCAAUUAUCUAUUCAUGGGCGACUAUGUAGAUCGAGGAUACUACUCAGUGGAGACUGUCUCGCUUCUAGUGGCUCUGAAAGUACGUUAUAGGGAUAGAAUUACUAUUCUUAGAGGAAAUCAUGAGAGUCGACAAAUAACUCAAGUGUAUGGUUUUUAUGAUGAGUGCUUGAGAAAAUAUGGAAAUGCUAAUGUCUGGAAAUAUUUCACUGACCUUUUUGAUUAUCUGCCACUCACAGCCUUAAUUGAAAGUCAGAUCUUCUGCUUGCAUGGUGGCCUGUCCCCCUCAUUAGAUACAUUAGAUAACAUCCGUGCUCUGGACCGGAUACAAGAGGUUCCGCAUGAGGGUCCAAUGUGCGAUCUCUUGUGGUCUGACCCAGAUGACCGAUGUGGGUGGGGAAUAUCUCCUCGGGGUGCAGGGUACACAUUUGGACAAGAUAUCGCUGCACAGUUUAACCACAAUAAUGGGCUCACUCUUAUUUCCCGAGCUCACCAGCUUGUUAUGGAAGGAUAUAAUUGGUGCCAGGAGAAGAAUGUGGUUACAGUGUUUAGUGCUCCAAACUACUGCUAUCGGUGUGGAAAUAUGGCUGCAAUUCUCGAAAUUGGAGAGAAUAUGGAUCAAAAUUUCCUUCAAUUUGACCCGGCACCUCGUCAGGUUGAACCUGACAGCACACGCCGUACUCCAGACUACUUUUUAUAAUCAUCAUAAGUUCAUAACGUACCAUCCACUGGCAAUUCUUCUUGUUUCCUCUUGUGUGUGUGUGUGUUUGGUAGAAUGUGUCUUACAUGAGGUGUGUUGGUGUUUAGGUGAGGGAGAGAUUAAAGAAAUCAUUUUUGUAAUCAUUAUUUCUUUGUACUCUUGUUCUUGUUAAAUAGGAUUAUCUGGUAUAAGGUUUUAGGGGCCUUCCUGUUCUGUCUUGUAUUUAAAAGAUGAAGGAAAUAGCAAAUAACAAGGUAUUCUUUGGCUUCAUAAA
Messenger RNA from Quercus robur (English oak), 1378 nucleotides. Its product is annotated as serine/threonine-protein phosphatase PP2A-2 catalytic subunit-like. The record is from RefSeq and is a predicted model, not a curated record. Gene Ontology annotation, cellular component: cytoplasm. The coding region runs from base 181 to 1104 and encodes 307 amino acids. Gene Ontology annotation, biological process: peptidyl-serine dephosphorylation; mitotic cell cycle. NCBI's taxonomy places the organism in Eukaryota, Viridiplantae, Streptophyta, Magnoliopsida, Fagales, Fagaceae. Gene Ontology annotation, molecular function: protein serine/threonine phosphatase activity. The transcript has 6 exons.